AUGGAUACUCUCAUGAGAAGUCUGCCCUCGCAGCUGGCCGACUUCGUCAUCAAUCACCAGUCCCUUCUUGAGAUUGUGUCCAUGUUCUCAAUAGGUGCAUACAAUGCCAUCGAAGUCGGUAUCUCAACGUUCAACUAUUUUACUCGGUACCGUGGCACAUACUUUUGGAGCAUGCAAGUGGCAUCAUGGGGAAUCUUACUUCAGGCACUCUCUGCCCAAGUUCACUACCUUACCCACGUACCUGCUUUACCCUUGUGCAUUUUUUUCAUCAUCGGUUGGUACGGAAUGGUCACCGGUCAAGCCAUGGUACUUUAUUCUCGACUUCAACUCGUCGUCCCGGAUCGAUCCGCAGUCCGUUGCGUUCUGGGCAUGAUAAUCACCAACGCUAUAAUCCUACAUAUCCCCAUGACCGUUCUGUUUUUCGGUGUGAAUCUCGGCGACGAACGCUUUCACCGCGCGGCCCACAUUUACGACCGAAUCCAACUUACUGGAUUCUGCAUCCAAGACCUUAUCAUCUGCGGAAUAUACAGUAACCAAGCCCGCCGAUCUCUCAAACCCGUCAUACCAGCUCGCGGUCGUGAUGGCCAACGAGUACUAACUCAUUUGAUACUUGUCAACAUCCUGGUCGUGUUAAUGGACCUAGCACUCGUUUUUGUUGAGUUCAAAGCACACUACCUCGAAGUUAGUAUCAGGACGGUCAUAUACAGCAUCAAGUUGAAGCUGGAAUUCGGUGUUUUAACACGCCUUCGCUCGUUGACACGAACACAACCCUGCGUUUGCACAAAUGAUCCUGGUAGUCCACGCCGGUCCAGCGAUAUCAACAUCUUCGAUAUAAUGCGUGCGAAAUCGCGUGUCUCUCCCGAUAUCGAAGCUCCGUCCCUUUUUGUGGAUCCUGACUCUACUCAAAGACGUCGUUCGUUACGGAGUGGCACAUAUGAUUUCCAUCAAGCGCUACGUGAUACCGCUUCCACUGAAAAUAUGGUUUCUCCUGCCCAUUCCCGUGUACGUUCUUGUUUGACUUCCGACAUAACAGAAGGAAGACCAAGAAUUGGGUCUGCCGAUACAAGGUGUGCUGUUGAGACGGUUUUGAGCAAGUCGAUCAAGUGA
Messenger RNA from Penicillium malachiteum, 1107 nucleotides. RefSeq lists its product as uncharacterized. The record is from RefSeq and is a predicted model, not a curated record. The transcript has a single exon. Bases 1 to 1107 code for a protein of 368 amino acids. NCBI's taxonomy places the organism in Eukaryota, Fungi, Ascomycota, Eurotiomycetes, Eurotiales, Aspergillaceae.